Molecule: messenger RNA, 1812 nt
Organism: Helianthus annuus (common sunflower)
Lineage: Eukaryota; Viridiplantae; Streptophyta; Magnoliopsida; Asterales; Asteraceae
Exons: 6
Coding region: 469-1668 (399 amino acids)
Molecular function (GO): lipid binding
Source: RefSeq, a predicted model, not a curated record
AGGAGUACUUGUAAGUUGAAUAUAGAACGUGGAAAAUGUUAAUUUAACAACUACGCGGUGCAAUCACACCCAAAUCUCCACCAAUAAAUACCGCUAGUCAAACAAACUCAUCUUCAAUACUCAUCCACCCUUUUUUGUAGAUUAGACUCCACAUCAAGAUUCCUGAAACAUCUUUUCCUUAAACAACAUCUGUGUGUCGAAGAUUCAUCCUCAGUGACGGUGCUGGUCGGAUAAUAUUGUCCGAUAACCCAUGAAUCAUAUUUAACCGACACGGGCCCUACAGAAAUCAGUUAUCAGACAUCUGCCGCUUACGAUCAUUAUAAUCUUAUCCUCAUUUCUCAUCCGCUUAUCGAUUCAUUUUUGUCUAUUUAUAUUCUUUAUUGACCGGUUUCUACACCCCAGUACUUGGGUUUUACAUAUACAAAACUACUCUAAUUCUAUUAAAAUUUUAUUUGGGGGGUUUUUGUGAUGGAUGUAAUUGUGGCUAUUUGUAAGGUGUUGCCGGAUGUUAUUGGGAUGAUUGUGCCCAUUUGGGUUGCGGUUGUUUUUGGGGUUUUGGUUGGGUGGUUGUGGCGGCCCAAAUGGGCUCGUUCUGCUAUUAAGAAUUUAGCAAUUCCUACAAAGAGUAGUUUUGUUUCGGUUUCUGGUUUUGGGUUCCCGAAAGUUGCGUCAUCUGAGCCGUCUACAAUCUUGUUUUCUGAUACCAGUUCGUCGUCGAAAUUGGAUGGUGAGAUGAAGAAUUUUGUGGGAGAAGAAGAUUUGAAGCAUAUAUCUAAACUUGUUAAUGAGACAGAUGGAGGUCCUGCUUGGAUUGGGAUGAUGGAUAAAUCAACUUCAAAUAUGAGCUAUCAAGCUUGGAGGAGAGACCCUGAGACUGGACCUCCACAAUACCGAUCGCGAACGGUAUAUGAAGAUAUGUCGCCUGAAAUGAUGAGGGAUUUCUUUUGGGACGACGAGUUUCGGUUGAAAUGGGAUGACAUGUUGUUAGAAGCCGAGACCAUAGAAGAGUGCCCGAACGAUGGAACAAUGGUGGUUAAGUGGGUUCGUAAGUUCCCGUUUUUUUGUAGUGAUAGGGAGUACAUAAUCGGUCGUAGAAUUUGGGAGUCCGGAAAAGCAUACUACUGUGUUACAAAGGGCGUGCAGUAUCCAUCUGUACCACGUCGGACUAAACCAAGACGUGUCGACUUGUACUAUUCAAGUUGGUUCAUUCGUGCAGUUGAAUCAAGAAAAGGAGAUGGACAAAUGAGUGCAUGUGAAGUGUUACUAUUUCAUCACGAAGACAUGGGAAUCCCAUGGGAAAUCGCAAAACUUGGCGUUCGUCAAGGAAUGUGGGGGGCUGUGAAAAAUAUUGACCGUGGUCUUCGUAGAUACCAAAAACACAUGACAUCAGGCGCGCCUCUAUCUCAUUGUGCUUACAUGGCGCAUAUCAACUCAAAAAUCUGCACGGAUCGGUUAAAACAACUAGAGAACACAUCAAAUGAUUCACAAGAAAUCGUAACUUGUGAACAGACGGUGAAUGAUGAGAAGCCUUCGGGGAAGAACAUUCCAAAGCUUUUGGUUGUCGGUGGUGCUAUUGCGCUUGCGUGCACAAUUGAUAGGGGGCUGUUGUCGAAAGCGGUGAUACUUGGAGUUGCAAGAAGAUUUGCAAAAGUGGGAAGGAGGUUGUGAUAUAAUUUGUAUUUUGUUUUAAUCAAUCUUUUAUUAGAUUCAUGUUGCAGCUUAUGAUCAUGGUGAUAAGAUAGUAUCCAUGUAUUUAUUUUGAAUGAUUCUUCUAAUGCUGCUGAAAUAACAGGAAUUUUUUUCUUCUUGUUC